GUGAAGCAGUAUUCACAGUUUGCUCUGCCUGGACUGUUGUUAUUUUCCACUUGUUUUUCCAUUUGAUGGCGUUCGAAUUUGCACUGGAAUAACAAAAUUCUACAGUCAUGUCUAUCACUCGAAAUACAUGUGCUUGUGAGCCAUUAUGCAGUGUCAGCAGAGUUGAGUGAAAACAGGAGAAUUCCUAAAGUAUGCCACCCAUGCCAUGCCGAGGCGUUCGGAUUGACGCAUGCACUUCUCGCCGGAGGCCGCCUGCAUAUUUAUGAUUCGUGUGCGUCUUAUAAAUAAAGAAAUUGCAAAAUGAAAAUGCAAAUGCAAAAACAUCAGUUCCUGUGGAACUGUGUCAACAAUGCGUGCCAUAAGUCCACCUGUGCUCACCCAGAUCCGAGCCACAAUCUGACCAGAGUCGUCUUGCACUUCACAUCCAGCUCGUAUUAAGUUGUUGGAUAUAGUCUGAAAUAUUUUCAUGUCUGGUCCAGCUGAAUGAGAGUAGGAAAUACCCUACAGGAUAUACCCAGGAUAUCACACAUUAACAUACAAAACAAAACAGCAUUUGAAUGAUAUUUAAGGGGUAUGAAGUUCUGCUGACAUCAUCGGGAAAUGCGAGGACGAUAUCUCAAGUAUUAAGGGUGGCAUAUCAACAGUUGGUUCCUUUCCCCAGCUACAGUUGAGGGGUAGGAUACGGAUAGGAUUGCGCUCAAGGAUCCAGACGGGGCGCUUUCUGGGCGCAGUGAGGCGUGGUCGAACUGCUUUAUCGACGCUAUGUAGGUUGCCAAGCGACCGUAACCAAGCGUUGCCGACGAAAACAGAAAACGCAAAACACACAAGACCCAAACACCGAGGAGCCAGCUGGGCGUAAGGAGCGCAAAUCCCGAGGAAACGAACGGCUCUGCGAAAAAAUGAUACUUUCGCGCGGAAAAACCGACUCGGCGAGCUCGAGGAACGCCAGCGGAGGUGCUGGCAGUGGACUCGGCGUUGGAAGGCAGGCGAGGAAGACCCCGGCACCGGCCUCCCUCGAGGAUUUCAUCAUCAGGCGGGACUACACGGGAGCCCGGGCUUUUCUGGAGUUCGCCAACGACGACGAGGACGAGGAGGAGGGUGCCCAUGGAUCCAAGCAGAGUCAGGUGGAUCAGUGGAUUGCCUUUUGCAAUUUCCAUUUGGGUGACUACCAACAGGCUCUGGCCCAGUACAAGGCCAUACGGCAGGGUUCUUCAACUUCAGAUGGGAAAUUGGAUCUCAACCUGGCCGUGUGCAUGUUCUACUUGGGCUUGUACGAGGAGGCCCAACAACUGAUGGCCAAUGCGGCUGACAAUCCGCUGAAGCAGCGACUCCUCUUCCAUUUGGCCCACAAGCUGGGCAACGAGGAGGAGUGGAGCCAGCUGCAGGAGGAGAUGCAGGAUUCCUCGAGCUUGGAGCAGCAACUCAGCCUGGCGUCGAUGCACUACAUGCGUGCCCAUUACCAGGAGGCCAUCGAUGUGUACAAACGCGUGCUGGUGGACAACAAGGAAUACCAGGCCAUCAAUGUCUACUUGGCCUUGUGUUUCUACAAGCUCGACUAUUACGACAUGUCCCAGGAGGUCCUGGAUGUGUAUCUCAGUCAACAUGGCGAUAGUACCAUAGCUAUUAACCUAAAGGCUUGCAAUCGAUUUCGUUUGUUCAACGGUCGUGUGGCCGAGCAGGAAAUCAAGAAUAUAGCCGAUAAUGGCACCUUCGGAGCGGAUCUUCUGCGUCACAACUUGGUCGUUUUCCGGAACGGUGAAGGAGCAUUGAGAGUCCUGCCAGGACUACUGAAUAUCAUUCCUGAGGCUCGCUUGAAUCUGGCCAUAUACUAUCUGAAGCAGGGCGAUGUCCAGGAAGCUCAUGCUCUGAUGAAGGAACUACAGCCGACUUCGCCGCAUGAGUACAUACUCAAAGGAGUGGUCCAUGCUGCUCUGGGCCAGCAAUUGGGAUCGAAAGAGCACAUCAAGACGGCACAGCAAAACCUGCAUUUGGUGGGCAGCUCGGCAACAGAGUGUGACACUAUACCUGGUCGUCAGAGUAUGGCCUCCGCCUUCUUCCUCUACGAACAAUUCGAGGAGGUGCUGGUCUACAUGAACUCCAUUCGCAGUUACUUCGUGAACGACGAUGUAUUCAACUAUAACUUUGCCCAGGCCAAAUGCGCCACAGGAUACUACAAGGAGGCGGAGGAGUUGCUGAUGCAGAUCUCCGACAUGGAUAUCAAGAACCAGCAUACCUACUGCAUGAUCCUGGCCAAGUGCCACAUACACUGCGGUCAUCCCGAGUUGGCUUGGAAUGUAUUCAUCACCAGGGAUACGAAUGCAGAGGCAUUCAUCCUGUUGCAACUGAUUGCGAAUGAGUGCUACAAGUGUGCCGAGUUCUGGGUGGCAGCCAAGGCAUUUGAUAUGCUGGAAAAACUAGAUCCCAGUCCGGAGAACUGGGAGGGCAAACGGGGCGCCUGCGCCGGAGUUUUGUUCGCCUUGUGCACCAAGGCACAAAGAGGUCGUCCUGGCGGAGGAAUCUCAGAGGUCAUCGGCAUCCUACGCGACUCGUCGAACUCGCAGGCGGAGGCCAUGAUCAAAACCAUUCGAAAGCACAUCAGUCAUUUUAAAUAAAUAAUAUAUUAAAGGCAGUAUCUUAAGCAAAAUUAGAUUUUGUUUAUGAUAAGCCAAUUUCACGCAUAUUAAUACAAUAAAAAGUUACUUUUGAAAU
This is a messenger RNA of Drosophila simulans, 2709 nucleotides long. RefSeq names its product intraflagellar transport protein 56 (gene Ttc26). Gene Ontology annotation, molecular function: intraciliary transport particle B binding; protein binding. Gene Ontology annotation, cellular component: intraciliary transport particle B; ciliary basal body; ciliary base. The coding region runs from base 900 to 2612 and encodes 570 amino acids. Gene Ontology annotation, biological process: intraciliary anterograde transport; intraciliary transport involved in cilium assembly. The transcript is spliced from 6 exons. The record is from RefSeq and is a predicted model, not a curated record. NCBI's taxonomy places the organism in Eukaryota, Metazoa, Arthropoda, Insecta, Diptera, Drosophilidae.